Messenger RNA from Punica granatum (pomegranate), 1576 nucleotides. The record is from RefSeq and is a predicted model, not a curated record. NCBI's taxonomy places the organism in Eukaryota, Viridiplantae, Streptophyta, Magnoliopsida, Myrtales, Lythraceae.
GUUGAACUCAGAAUCAGGUUUUGCAUUGUAAGAUCAGACCACACCAUUUGGCGGCGUCACUUUUUGGAAAGUUCAGGGGUAAAGUUUCGAAGGUAUGACAAAGUUUGGGGACCGAAUUGUAUUUUCUCCAGAAUAUAAGAGUGUUCAGUAAAAAGAGAAGAGAAACAAGAGCAAGGGAACGAUGGAGAACCGGAGGACCGAGCCGGAGAAGAACAGAAGACGAGGCGGCGGCGGCAGCAGCAGCGAUUUCGCCGCGCGGCUGUACUGUAGCUCUUCUAUCCCGUCAGACCACCAACACAGUAGCCCGUGAACGGCCGACCUGUCAGCCUCGUCGCGGUCGGAGCGGACGAAGCAAAAUGCCUUGGCCUUCCCCAGCUGAAUGUCGGAAAUGGAAGGGGAAAUUGCCAAGCUUUUGGUUCAGAUGAGUGCGGCAGAUGGCCCUCACGGUGAAUCAAUGCUGCAAUCUCGGCUAACAAGAAAGAGAGGUAAGAGAACUGCAAGGGAGACCACGAGAUCAAAAAGGCAAAAGCCCACUGCACAGAAUCCUCCUACCAAGACUUCUGAGCAUGUCUCACCUCGGGUUACGACCGUAGAGCUGAGCCCUCCAAUGGGGACUCCUGCUCCAUCUGCAUCCAACCUUAAGCCAUCUACGAGCUUGCUCUCUGAGAGUCUCACAUUUUGGGAGAAUAAUGCUUUCUGCAAACAACAGGAUGACAAAGAAACGGUCAAUGGGGUUAUGCUUGACAAACUCUUCGCAGAGGGUGCUCAGUACCAGUUGCAGGCACUCAGAUUCUCCCACAUCCAGCAGGUGUUAGUGAAGCGCCUCGUAUCUGAGCUUGAAGGUGCUCGGUCUGAGCUUUCUCAGUUUCGUGCCCAGCAGGACAACCUCGCGACAGCUCAGAAGCAAUUGGAAGAACGGUUGGCUGGGAGUUUAUCUCAGCUUGAAAGUGCUCGGUCUGAGCUUUGCCAGCUUCAUGCACAACAGGACAACCUCACUACAGCGCAGAAACAACUGGAAGAACAGUUGGCUGAGGUUGAGAGAAGACUGAAGGAAGAGGAAGAAGCUCGUCAUAACGAGAAAGACCAGUUCCAGAAAGAGAAGGAAGAACUCUUGAACGCUUUGGAGGAGGAGAGGGAUCACACCCAGGAGGCUGUGGCUGAGGCUAAAGCAAAGGCAGUAGCUGAAUACAAAGCCAGCGAAACCUUCCAACCUGACCUCCGCGCCCGCAAGCGAGCUGGAAUUGACUAUGCCUUCAAUGUCAUGACCAAAAAGGCAAUGGAGAUGUUCCCUAAUAUUAAGCCGAAACUUGAAGCAACCAUGAAGAUGCGUCAGGCCCCGUGUUGGUUGCAGCCUCCUGCUUCUAGUUCUUAGGCUUUUUCCUUGUCUUUUGUAAAUCCUGCGAACCUGUUUCCGUCUAUCUACUAACGAAGUUUUAUGAAGCCUUUCUGUUUCUUGUUAUAUCCCAUUCCCCUGCUAGGAGUAUCUAUGGCUUUGGAGAUGUUUUUUAACGUUUCAAGUACUGUUGAGACAAAUCUUCUGCAUAUAAAUGCAAAUACAAUAAAUUUGGUUAUGUUA